Messenger RNA from Amoebophrya sp. A25, 1365 nucleotides. NCBI's taxonomy places the organism in Eukaryota, Dinophyceae, Syndiniales, Amoebophryaceae. The record is from the annotation of a GenBank genome assembly.
GCUCAUAUAAUCUACAAAGAUCUCAACCUCUGAUCAAGUUGUACCAAGUUCCGGAGACGGGAGGUCAUCAUGGUCAAAUUAUAAUUAUAAUUAUGUUCCUCUCCUUCCUGUUCCUCGUUGAGGAUGAAUUGCGCAUGUACAACAUCUUGUUCGUGGAGGUGGUGGAAAAAUGUUGCUCUUCCCGAACGAGUCGAAGAAGUUGUGAAGUUUUGGAUGCAUGAGCAUGAUCUUGUUCAAUCCAUCGCGGCGGGGGUAUUUUUAUACCAGAAUAAACGAGAAUAUUGAAGAUUCACCCGUAGUCGCGGCAUUUUUCUAGUGCACAGUCGACAACUUGAACUGCAUGAAAGCACUCGCAGCUGACACCAGAUUGAUAUAAAAAAGUAAGCUAUCAACAAUCACCACCUCCGCCAACAGGUUCUUAAAUUUUUUAGUACCCCUAGUACAUGCAAUUUAUUUUUAUCACUUUGCUUUGGUAUUAUUAAGUUACGCUGUUUUCAUCUUGUUCUUGUAGAGUGAGAUGAAUCGUGAGGUUGACGAGUAAGUUUUAUUCCCUUUUGAGGAAUUUUUACAGCAUCGCUUUGACUUUGUGUGCCUUUACUCCUUGGCUGUUCAGGAUUCUUCCAACAUAUUAUUAAAAAGGACGACACUUUACUAGAUUAGCAAUAGCAAUAGCUGAUAGAAUGAGUGCUCAUUUCGAGGGACAACAGGCGCAGGUAGCGACAGUGCGACCACCUUCGUUCUCCAUAUGGAGCAUUGGCCAGGGCUGGGAAGGGACUCCUGCAGAUUGGACAGACUACAUCUUUCUGACCUUGGGCUUGUUUUCUCUCAUCUUUUACUUGCAUCAGCGAAAUCCCAGUUACCUAGGAGACGGUGUUGAAUUGAACGAAUUGCCUGAAGGAUCUACGGCAGCUGAAGAAGGGCAAGACGCAGAAGGAGAAACUGAAGGUAGUAGCAGUCGUGGUAAUAAGACAGGUGGAGGAAAGGACAAGAAGGAGGUGGAAAGUGAAACGAAAAAGAAAGCUUGAAGACGCAGUUGUUUGAUCCUCCUAUGAAGACGUUCCCUGCAACUGCUUAUGAAGACAUUUGUUGACGUCGCUUCAACCUUUUAGAUCUCGCUGUGUGUUUUACAGAGCUGUUGCUUCGAGUCGCGGGCGAAGGCGAAAACCCCAAAGUUUUUAACAAAAAGUUGAAUGGUCUUACGCAUACGCAAAAAAAAAAAAAAUGAUAAGAAAAAUGAAGGACGAUAUCCGGGACACACACAUGAGGACAUUAUAAAAAGAAAAAAAGAAGUUUAAGCCGACUACAUGCAUCAAAAGAGCAGAUUGCACAUCUACUUAAAAAGUUCAAAUUGAAAGUAGCCACAAG